AUGUCGAAGCGUGCAUCCGAUCCUGUGAAACACAGCAUGCCAGGACUUGCUCCUGUCAUUGAACAUUCUGCCAUUUCGUUCUUUCCAAAUCUCCCAUACAAACGCAUGAAGCAACAGCUGUCGAAACCAAUCCGUCCAAACACAAGGAUCAUUAAGCUCCAGCACCCAAACACUUGCUUCAGAGCAUGCGGGAAGGGGCCCACAAUGGACAGGAGUCAAGAACCUGUCCCAAAUCCUCAUUCUAAACUCACAGCUUCUGAAAAGAUGUGA
Molecule: messenger RNA, 270 nt
Organism: Linum trigynum
Lineage: Eukaryota; Viridiplantae; Streptophyta; Magnoliopsida; Malpighiales; Linaceae
Source: the annotation of a GenBank genome assembly